AUGUAGGGUCACAAGAAUGGGGAAACACCUUCCAAGGAGAAAACACACCAAACACGCGCAGCAGUGAGCGCUGCGGGGCCGUAGGACGCCGUAUACGUAGCAUCGGAGCUUGAAGUUUCACUAAAGUCGAGGUCCCCAGCGAAGCCCGACGGAGCUCGUCAGCUGACCGAACAUGGGAUGAACUCCUGACUUCGGAGCCCCAAGGUAAUCUCUUCAAUGACGUCUGUAUUCUUCUUCGCUGUGCCCCAAGUGUAUCCUGAGAGCGAGCGCCGCCACAUCCCGCGACCCGUGACCUCGGAGAGGGGGUGGACAACAUGCGUUGCACCACGGUCCUGGCCCUCUUGUUCGGGGUGGUGCUCUACCUGGGCAUGGGGGCAUUGGUCUUCCAGAAUCUGGAGGCCUACGAGGAGAAUCGCAAGUUCAACGAGCUAAUCACUGCCAAGGACAACUUCCUGAACUAUCACUCCUGCGUGAGUGAGCAGGAAUUCUACAAGCUGUUGAAGGACGUGGCGUCCUCGGUAGAAGCGGGUCUGGAGUUGGACAGCCUCUCCAGCAACUUCACCACCCGCUGGGACGUGGCCUCUGCCUUCUUCUUCUGCGGCGCCAUCAUCACCACCAUCGGUUUCGGCAACCUGUCGCCUCGGACGUGGUAUGGCCAGCUGUUCUGCGUGUGCUACGCUCUGGUGGGCAUCCCUAUGUUCGGCAUCCUGCUGGCGGGAGUGGGCGACCACAUGGGCACCGUGUUGAGGAAGGCCGUGGCAAAGAUCGAGACCCUCUUCCUGAAACGCCAAGUCCGCCCCACCACGGUGCGGGUAAUCUCCGCCGUGCUGUCCAUCCUGAUUGGCUGCCUCAUCUUCUUGGCCGUGCCCACCGUCGUCUUCCAGAAGUCAGAAGACUGGUCCUUCCUGGAAUCGCUCUACUUUGUGGUCAUCACGCUUACCACUGUAGGCUUCGGAGACUACGUUCCAGAUGGCAGUCAUGCCGGCGGUCUGUUCUUCAAACCUCUGGUGUGGUUGUGGAUCGUGUUCGGUCUGGCCUACUUUGCUUCCAUCCUCACCAUGAUUGGCAACUGGCUGCGUGUGCUUUCCAAGCGGACCCGCGGUCAGAUGGAGGAGUUGCGCGCUCACGCCACCGACUGGACGCAGCACAUGUCCAAAGACUUCCGUAUCCCCAACCCCUUGGAGUUCAACGACCCCUUCCUCCUGCAGCGCCGCCGCUGGAAGCGAAGCGAACGCCGACGCAUUCGCCGCGGAGCCCAGGUCACGUUAGGGUACUGGGCCCGAGGCGGGUCCGAGAACGGGCACAUCCCCGGACGCUGGGUCGGACUGCCCGGCUCAAGUACCUGCCUGGAAGGGCUCGGCUCCGCUUCGGGGAGGAUCACCACGAUGGAAUUGAUGGGGAGGCUCGACGGAGGCGGGACGAUGCCGAGGGCAAAGCCGUCUGCGGCAAUGGUCGCGCGUCGUUCCUUACCUCACCUGCUCACGCGCUCUUUCUCCCUUCCCGCCGCUCCGUCGGCCGCCGAACCGAACUCCACAGUACCUGGCGAACAGGAAUGCUCCCUAUCAGGAUCCGACUUUGACUCCGGAUCCGAAGUCUCGUCAGAGUCGUCGUCUUUCUCGCUUUUCCAGAAGCUCCGCGCUCAGCAUGCCAUCAAAGCUGGAGGAGACGAAAGGAACCCCGAGCAUGUUGAGAUUAAACCCUUACCUGACCCUGAUCCCCGCUCCUCACCACCAGCCUUGCCGCCCUACUCCACGGGCCUCCUGGAUUUUUUCGGCGAGAACCUGGCUUACAUUGACGAGUCGUCGGACACUCUGAGUGAGCGUGCUGACGAGAAAAAGCAGCGUCCAUGCAAGCCAAAGAGAAAGAGCGUGAGGAGGGUACACGAGCGAAGCCCGUCGCCGACCCGGAAGGCCGACGGAGAAAUGCGGCCGCCGUCCAAUCCGCCCACGCCACCUCCGGACUUGUCACUUUCGUCACUGACGAACACCCUGACGCUUUGAUAAUUACUCACUUCGUGCCUUUGGUAAAGUAGUCCAUUUGUUUACGACAUCUCACCAACAACGACAUGCGAAUGACUAUCAUGAUAAUCCGCAAAAGUCGAAUGGUGGUGACAGGGCUGACGGUUUGUCUUUAUCCCAAAAGCCUUCUUCACUUCUCAUAUUUAGAUGUGGCUCCGGUUUCCCCUUACGGUGGUCAUAGUUGGGCCAUUGUUAUUGCUGGGCUACAUGAAUAACUGUCCAGUAUACCAAUUCGUUUUACUGCCCCCGUAGUUUGCGGCCACUUUAACCUCUGAAUGACUAAUAGCUAUAUCCACUAUUGGGGCUUUGACAAUUCAUCAAUGUGGAUGAAUCAGGGGCAUAGGUUUACAUAGGGACGGUAGGGACAUAACCAGGGGUGCACAUAAGUGGUUCGCAUGCGCGCAUGCGUACUGGACGUAGACAAACGCACUAGCCCUCAACGGCUUCCAUAUGCUUUUGCGUACCGAUGGCCAGUGUUGGGCACAUUACUUUAAAAAAGUAAUUAGUUACAUUACUCACUACUUCUUCCAAAAAGUAACUGAGUUAGUAACUGAAUUACUCUAUUGUAAAAGUAACUAGUUACCAGGGAAAGUAACUAUUUCCGUUACUUUAAAAAGAACUUGUUCUAUGUCAAAGAAUUUGAAAUUUUCUGAGCAGUAUUCGAGUCAGUGGAAUAGAGAAGAACAGACAGGUAGUUAACUUGUUAGGCGCUUCAUCAGAUUUGAAUUGCUUACCACAGAUGUCAACAGAAGCUUUGCCCCGGGACCAGGGGUCGCGUUAACCGAAUAUUUUCCGUCGUUGACCGUUUUUUUAAAACGGUGACGGAAAAAACUGAAGUCCAUCCGUCAUUUUGACAGGUUGCAAUUCACACCCCAGACCACAGGGUGGCGAGUGAGCAUAUUAAUUAGCUAUUGUCUCUCUUGAUGCAUGACGUCGUUGGCCUUAUUCGGAAAAAUGUCAAGGCAACUGAGUGUUUGCCUGGCACGGCUAGACUGUUCUCCCUGUAUUUUACAACACUGAGAGAAAAGUCUGGGACAUAGCCUCUCGAGUAGGUACAAAAUCAAUCAACAAAUCAGAUUUGUUUAUUUGCGUGACGUGUUCUUCAAGAGCAACGUCACUCUUGCGCGCCGAAAGUUGUCUCUACAACAACACGGAUGGCGAACGGGAGAGCCGAGAAUAUGUUCCAAGCCGCGGUAAAUUCAGUUUUAAAUGAGCUAAAACACAUCGACACGAGUCAUUGACAACAGUCUGUCUCGCGCUAGCCAUGUUGAAUAAACUCCGUUCUCCUCGUAUGUUUACUUCCGCGCACAAGUCUCUCGUCCUGCCCUCGUCGCUUUGCUAACGGCACAGCUGCCCGUCCCUGAUUGGCGCACUCCACUGUCUGUUUGCCUCUUGUUAAGCUUGUUCGGACAGAAUAUUAAUUAAAAAUGAAUGAAAACUAAAUACUAUUGAAUAUGUCAUUAUUAUCAUUUUUAAAAUGUGACGGGUAAAAAUAGAUAAUGACCGGAUUUUUAUGACACUGUCAGUCAAAAUGACAGACAACGAAAAAGUCUAGCGCAACCUCUGCCCGGGACAUAGAUUACACAUUACAUGCAGGUUCUUUCCUUUAAUUUCGACAAACUUGAAAUAGUGUCUAUAUCUCCACCUCUUAAAGGACAAUUUUUCUUCUGAAUGCUCUGCCAUCCCGACCCUGUGCAUCUGUUUUGCGUGUGUGUAUUUGCCGCACGCGCUGUUCCGGUUUGCUUGUGAAAUCACCGGCUCUGAUUGGCUUACCACGACACAUGACUCUAACCCUCAGCCAAUCACAGUCACUUCCAUCGCAUCUCUCGAGGGGCUCCAUUCAGGUGGUUUCCCGACAAUUCACGUCACCUUCAAAGCGUCUGCCGUCCUCAAGAUGGAAGCAGAAUUAUUGUUGGCUGACAGUGGGAGAUGGGAACGAGGCUAGCAUCAGGUGUAGCAAACACAGAAACGUUACCAAACUUUGGAAAGCAUUGUCUAAUUGAAUGAGCAGGGACAAACAGCUUGGAGUCAGAAGUACGUGCGCUGUUCUCGAACCUGAACGCACCCCAAGUUUUGGAUGACAAAUCAACUGAGCAGAGAGUCGACUCGACACGGCUGGUAGUUUCUUCAAUUUAUUCAGAGUAAGUAACGCACCGCUUUUGACCGUCAAUAACGGUAACGGCGGAAAAAGUAAUUAGAUUACCCCGUUACUGAAAAAAUAACACCGUUACGUAACUGCGUUAUUUAUAACGGUGUUACUCCCAACACUGCCGAUGGCUGACGACUGUAUUUGCGGCGGACACGAGAAAAUCACUUCUCAAAAUGUCAAAAAGGCAGGCCCCACUGAGUAAUUAUUUCCGUGUUCCCCCACCCCCGUCAAAAGACAGACAGACGAAAGAGACGUCACCGGAGCUACAGAAAAAAAGGACUUUUGCUGAAAAGUGGCUGCAGGAGGUACCAUGGCUCGAAGCAAAUGAUGCUCGCACGGAAAUGUGGUACAAAAUUUGCCGUGAGAAUCCCAAUGUCGCUGAUAAGAGCAGCGCAUUUUAUGUCGGGUCAAAGAAUUUCAGCCAUCCAAACUUUGAAAAGCACGAAAAAAACAGAGCAUGUGGCAAUUAAGCAAACUGUCGAUGUCAGACAGCACCCCACUCGGCGGAAUAAAUGAAGAACAGCGUCUUGCACUGACAAACGUGUUUUUGCUCGCAUUUCACAAAACUAAACAUGCACGUUCAAUGAGCUCUGAUGAGGAGGACAUCCCACUUUUACAAAGGCUUGGAGUUAAUGUUGGAGCCGCAUAAUGCCCUUUAUUUUGAAUUAGUGCUUUUAUGUUUAUUUCUUUACAUUUCACUUCAAAGUAAUGGCAAUUUUGGUGUGCCAGUUGAUGUUAAUCAAGCAUUAAUUGUUGCUAUAAUUAAUUAAAGGUAAUUGGCUCUAAGUAAAGCUUGUCAUAAUUUUAUCACAUCAGGCGGGUCGGCUCUCAAGCUCAAUGAGGACCAAGUCACAUCUCCAGGUCCUCCUCUAAGAACCUGGGCAAAAAAAAUAUGUGCACCCCUGGACAUAACACUACCAACUUUUCAGGAUGCUAAAAUUGUUCCCACCAACUUUUAAGCAACCUUACAGUGGGGCAAAUAAGUAUUUAG
Molecule: messenger RNA, 5158 nt
Organism: Corythoichthys intestinalis (scribbled pipefish)
Lineage: Eukaryota; Metazoa; Chordata; Actinopteri; Syngnathiformes; Syngnathidae
Gene: kcnk4a
Product: potassium channel, subfamily K, member 4a
Exons: 8
Coding region: 315-2000 (561 amino acids)
Biological process (GO): stabilization of membrane potential; potassium ion transmembrane transport
Cellular component (GO): plasma membrane
Molecular function (GO): potassium ion leak channel activity; outward rectifier potassium channel activity
Source: RefSeq, a predicted model, not a curated record